Messenger RNA from Mycosarcoma maydis (corn smut), 1392 nucleotides. RefSeq names its product exonuclease REC1. The record is from RefSeq and is a predicted model, not a curated record. Gene Ontology annotation, molecular function: double-stranded DNA 3'-5' DNA exonuclease activity. Gene Ontology annotation, biological process: DNA repair; DNA damage checkpoint signaling. Bases 1 to 1392 code for a protein of 463 amino acids. Lineage: Eukaryota; Fungi; Basidiomycota; Ustilaginomycetes; Ustilaginales. Gene Ontology annotation, cellular component: nucleus; checkpoint clamp complex. The transcript has 2 exons.
AUGCCGGCCGAGGGAGCUUGCGAUGCUGCAUCUCUCAUGACGCUGACAGCUACUUUGUCCGAUGUCACGGGUCUUGCCAACUUGCUCAAGUCGGUUGCCAUUCAGACUCAUGCCGUAGUCAUCGCCUCAAGUUCGGGCCUCGAGAUCAUCACUGAGCUCAAUCGCACGCUGCAAGCUCACGCUUACCUCUAUUCGCACAUGUUUGACUCCUACCGCUUUGAAAACGCUCAAGACGAUGUCCGAGGCUCAACAUCAUUGCAAGCCCGUUCAAGACCAAAGAAGCGCUCCAAACUGACAUCCAAACACGCCGAGACAGCCGACUCUCAAUCUUCUGCCGCCUCGUCCGAUCACGAAUCUGGUCAAUCACAGGCUCACACGAAAAAGCGUUUCAGAGCAAACUCUCAUUCAUACGCUCAAGAGGCCGACAGAGUUCACGACGAGCCAGACAGUGUCUCGUUCGAAGUCAACCUCCAAACUUGGAUCUCUUGCCUCAAUAUCUUCGGCGGCGUAGGACCCUCUCGUCCGCACAGCUCCUCCAGCGGCCUUCCUGGCUUCCGACCAGAACAGGGCAGUGCUGAAGCUCCACCAGGUGGGCGAGGAUAUCAACGCACACGUUACGGUGUUGCUGACGCUUACGGUGCUGAACGUGGUACCUCCGUCGAACGUGGAUUUGAUCGUAAUCCCUUCUCGUCGUCUGCAAAGGCCACGCGGAUGAAACUCAGCUAUCAAGGUCAUGGUAAUCCACUCGUUCUCGAGCUUGAGCAAGACGCCAACGUAUUGACGCGUGUAUCUAUGUCGACAUACGAACCCAGCUUCCUCACAGAUAUGGUCUUUGAACCGCAGAAUAUGGUGGCUCAAGUCAUUGUUGCAUCCGAGCUCAUGCAAUCUGCCUUUACUGAGAUUGAUGCCAGCUGCAAGAAACUCUCGAUCCUCAUCACAUCGCCCCACUCAUUAUCGACGUAUGACGGUGAUCAGCGCACAGAGGCUCCGGCACCCACCAACAGGAACACUUCAGCCAGCAUGCUCAAGUUCAGGGCCAUCUCGGAUACCGGAUCGUCAGAAAUGGAGUUCCCAGCCAGUCUCACCUCAUCUGACCCUACGGGCGUUAUAGAGAAAUUCGUAGCCCUGCCUGGCAGCAGCGAACAAUGGUACGACUUCACAUUGCUCUCACGAACCAUGUCUGUCUUGCGAUCGUCGAUAAAGACCUCUCUCCGAAUGGACGAGGCUGGUCUCAUUAGCUUUCAGUUUAUGAUGCCAAAAUAUCGACGUGCCGCCGCAGCGGGUGCGCCACUAACAAACGCUGCUGCUGGCCAGGCUGCACAUGAAGAUGAGCAAGACGCCUUCUGCGAGUUCCUGUGCUGUCCGCUCGAUACAAGUACCUUAAUCGUGUGA